CGAUAGCUCCGACUCUCAGCCCAAGAUUAUGGCAACAGCCUCUGGGGGUCGCGCAUCUAUCGUGACGGCCAGCAGUUCAUCGUUUGGGCAGUUUCGGCUCACCCAAUUCGUGGAUAACGCGCCGCCUCCAAACGCGGCCACCGAUGCCCAGCACACGCCGCUGGGGAUAUUGAACGAAAACGAAAACGCAAACCUCGAUCCAAACCCGAUGGCACAAGCUUCCCGCCCCUCGUCGGGCCAAACCAUAGACCGCCCGCCAUCUGCUGCUCCCUCGAGACCACCGCCACAGAACAAUAGCCAGGCCAGUGCGUCGCCGGCCGGGUUUGGCACAGUCGAGCUCGCAGAGCUGACGGCCAACCCGUUAGUUGAGGGCAUAUUGGGCCCAAAUAAAGACGGGAGAGUGAGGAAUCCUGUCCCCAGCAAAUUAAAGGGCAAGACGGACAACAAGCAAGGCAAUUUUGGCGUCAUGCAUAUGGGCAUGAGUCCAGGGAAGAAGAACGACGUCCCAGGCAGAGAUGCUGCCGCUGAGCGCGAUGCAGCUGCGAGGAGGACGAGUGAGAAUACUGCAUUACGAGCCAAGGCUGCGCAGCAGGAGAAGUACGUCCCCCCAAAGCGGAGGGGACUCGGAGCGGGUGUGAAUGAGGGACACCCCGCCGCCAGUCGCGCAUCCCCUUUUGCUGGUCCCAGGGAAGAUUACAAGCAACGUGCAAGACCCUUGGCUCCAGAUGAGACAAAGUUCGAACAAGCACGCCUCUUGACAUUGCUAAGAAGCAUCAACCCCGUUACGGUCGUUGACCAGAUCUGCAAAGCAGUCGCCUACUUUGGUGGAAUCCCAGGUGCCCCUCCUCCUGAGGAUGGCAUAUUUCCAGAAAGUGCAAACACAAGAGAGACAGGUGCAUUAUUCAUCGGCUGGCUAGCAGAAAUAUUUCCUGACCUUUCCAGCCCUGGCCCCCCCGGAGUGCCAGAACCCCCAGGUAAGAAGGGCAGAGGUCGACCAUCUAAAGGGGAUAACACGCUACCAGUGAAUGAACCUCCGAAUCCCAGGAAUGGGUUUGGAUAUGGCCAGGCGAUUGCUGCACCGGCUUGGGGGCUCCCACAGUCUCUCGCUGCAGUCAAUCCCCAUGCUCCAAGCUCCACUCCUGAUGGUGGACAGACUUCAAAUAUUGGUCCUACACAGAAUGCUCAAUCCGAAAAUGCACGGCCAGCGACACCAAUGAAGCAGCAGCCUGAAGUAGGCCAACCUGCUACCACAUCUACUAGCAAGAGAGGACGUGGCAGACCAAAAGGGUCAAGAAACAAGGGCAAGAGUGAUCCUCAGAACUCCACUGAGCCUGCUGGAUCUAGUAACAAUGAUGUCGGUUCUCAGAAUCAAGUGUCAACAGGGGAACAAGCGCACCAAUCUCCUGAAAUGCAAGGAGCAUCUGGGAAAGGUGCACAGUCAGAUGCUCCUGUUUCGAUGCAGACAACAGGAGACAAAACAGGAGGGGCAAAACAACCACAAGGUGGCUCAUACCAAGAACAAUCGUGGCAAAACAACUCGCAGAAGGUUCAGGCAGAACCGCCUUCAAACGUUACUCCUGCCCCGAUGGAUGAGCUUAGCCCAGAAGAACGUGCUGUUCUUGAGGCUUUCAGACAGCAUGAUGUGCCGGAUGCCAAUGCUACGACUCCCAAUCUUGCCCCAGCUAAAGGUCCUUUGGGAGUCGGGAUGAAGCGGAAACGGCCGCCUACAAAGCCUAAGAAUGGUCCCCCACCUCCAAAUCCUUCAUCGGAGCAGAUGCAAUCAACGCCAACCAUUAGCAGCGCUUUACCCCCCUCUAAUGAGGAGUCGAUGGAUAUAGCGAAGGAUGCUCUACAGUGGGCUUCUGUUGGUAACUCAACCUCAGCUGGGCCUGCAGCCAAACGUCAGCGCCAGCGAAAGCCAAAGACACCCGGUGUAAAUGAACCCCCGUCUCGAAACCAGACCGGCCCUGUAGGGAGCAGCGCCACUCCGCCUGUAGCACCUAGCACACUUCCCGAUUCCACAACCAAUUCCUCCCAGCAAAGCGUCCCAGUGUCUCGGCCACCUGCAGAGGGCCUUCAAGCACAUUAUGAGAGAUUUGCAGGUCUCCCACAGCAACUUCCACAACAAAAUGGUCGUAAUCACAUGCCUUCAAUUACACAACAACAGCAGCAGCAGCUCCUCCAGCAACAGAUACCAACAACGUCUGUACCAGCACAAUCACAGCAGAUGCCGGCACAGCAGAUGCAGCAGCAAAAGUCCCAGCAAGGCAGUCAGCGUGAAGAUCAAAAAGUAUCCCAAGGGACGUCGGCGAGGUCUUCAUCAACAGGAUUUUAUAACCAACGUAGUCAUGGAUCAACCUAUAAUCAGCAAUAUCCUUCUCACCAACCAUCGCAGCUCUAUAGCACGCAUCAGGCAUCUCCUCAAUUGAGCAACAGCAGCAAUAAUAGCAAUAGCUAUAGAACAACCAGCACCCAUACGAUGGCGCAAGCUUCCCCUCAAUUUUCCCAAACUGAAAGCAGCUAUAGGACCUCCAGUCCACAUACCAUCUCCCUACCAUCUCCAUCCUUCAACCAAUCCGAUAACAAUAACUUCAGAUCUGCUAGUGUACAUGGCAUUGCACAACCAUCUCCAACCUAUACCCAAGCAGAGAACAACUACAGAACAUCUAGCACUCAUUCAAUCACGCAGCCAUCAUCGUCAUUUUCUCGCGCGCACACUCAAACCCAACCAUCUCACCAAAACCACUAUAAUCACUUCGCCGACAACCCCUACGUGGAUCUCCCCACCCUCGAGUCCCUAGGACACGGCGGCAGUUCCAGUAACGCGGGCGUAAACAUGAACACCGGCGCCUACGGGCAGGGCAUCGGGGUAGGCCUCGGCGCUUCCUCCUCCAGCAGAUCCGGAAGCAACAGUUUGUACGGCAGCACGAGCUCGGGCUUGAAUAAUGCAUUUGACACGGGGACGACGACCGAUUUGCUCAGGGGGGUCUCGCGGCCACCAGCGGGAGGCAGUAAUGUUUAUGGCACGAGCUCAGGCUUGGGCAAUGCCUUUGAUCCAGGGACGGGCGAGCAGGAAAUGAGGGAGCGGCUGCUCAGGAAUAUAGGAGGGCGUCGUUGAGCAAUUCGAAUCCGGAUAAAUGAUACCACUUUUUUGAAAAUGGGAACAAUCGCUUGAUAUGGGCAGCAGGGUGGGCGGCGUCUACAGGAGUUUUCUUCUUAAUUGAUUGAGUCAAAUGUAAUGAUCGAGGAGUUUCUAGCAGGGGAUAAGCCCCCCCCGGGCAGUCAAGAUGCCACCAGUAUACGUUUUUUUUUCACAAGAAGGGAU
This is a messenger RNA of Amorphotheca resinae ATCC 22711, 3325 nucleotides long. RefSeq lists its product as hypothetical. The record is from RefSeq and is a predicted model, not a curated record. The transcript has a single exon. Lineage: Eukaryota; Fungi; Ascomycota; Leotiomycetes; Helotiales; Amorphothecaceae. The coding region runs from base 29 to 3118 and encodes 1029 amino acids.